Pestalotiopsis fici W106-1 is the source of this 321-nucleotide messenger RNA. RefSeq lists its product as uncharacterized. The transcript has 2 exons. The coding region runs from base 1 to 321 and encodes 106 amino acids. NCBI's taxonomy places the organism in Eukaryota, Fungi, Ascomycota, Sordariomycetes, Amphisphaeriales, Sporocadaceae. The record is from RefSeq and is a predicted model, not a curated record.
AUGUCCACCAGCGCGCUACCCUACUACCAGCGGACAUUCUUCAAGAAUGCCGAAGAUUUGAGGAAAAAGGACCCGCAGUACAACUUUGACCAGCACUGCUUCUACAUGCUCAAUGUCUGCGAGCUGUGCGGCCAGCCGCUCGACGGCAAGGAGCUGCCGGCCACAAGCGGCAAGAAGAAGUUUAGCAUCAUGACCGACACGACCGAGUAUAUGCGGCACGAGUCGAGAAAGUGCGACAAGCACCAGUGCAAGCGCUUCAUUGUCGGGACGUAUGCGCAGUAUGGGUAUUUCUUCGACGGCUUGCACAAACCCACUAUCUAG